CCCAAACUCAAGGGACCUAUUUGUAGAUAUUAUUCCUCCGAUAGACGGCAGCAACCGGCAGCACCUACAAUCCCCGACGCACAUAACGACGUCGUUUAGCAACUUAUUCCGCAGACAACUUCAACAAAAUCACCAUAUGGAAUCAAACAAACUUCAGUUUUCGAGUCAACUUUCUCAUCUUCAUUCUUUCACCUUCAAUCUUCACACACACUAAAACACACACUCAAAAUCUCACAACAAUCACAACAAUAAUUUCAUCAUACUUCACCGGAUCGAUGAACAUAACCUCCAAAUUUCAUAAUUUCUAGGGUUUUAAAGCCGUUAAUUUCGAAUUUAGCGGUUGUUGUUGCGUUAGGGUUUUGAAACAACUGUAAAUAUGAUGCAAUCAAGAGGAGGAUUGUUCGGCUGGUCGCCGCCGCGGCAGCAGCCGUUAACGCCGGUGUCGGAGGUGUCGGAGCCGCCGGAGUCGCCGUCGCCGUACAUGGACGCGAGUGCGGAUGCGGUAGCUCCGGAUGUGGAGGAUGAGGUGGAGGAGAUGGAGGAGAUCGAGCCGCCGCCGGAAGCGGUGCCGUUUUCGAGGCUGUUUGCGUGUGCGGAUAGGCUUGAUUGGGUGCUUAUGGUGGUUGGAUCGGUUGCUGCGGCGGCGCAUGGGACGGCGCUUGUGGUUUACUUGCAUUAUUUUGCGAAGAUUGUUCAGUUGCUGAGUCAUGGAGAGGAGACUCCGGAAUUGCUGUUUCAUAGGUUCAAAGAGCUUGCUCUGACCCUUGUUUAUAUUGCUGGUGGUGUUUUCGCUGCUGGCUGGAUUGAGGUUUCAUGUUGGAUUCUUACCGGAGAAAGGCAAACUGCUGUUAUCAGGUCUAGCUAUGUCCAAGUACUUCUAAAUCAAGAUAUGAGUUUCUUCGAUACCUAUGGGAACAAUGGAGAUAUCGUGAGUCAAGUAUUGAGUGAUGUAUUGCUCAUCCAGUCUGCUCUUAGUGAAAAAGUUGGUAAUUAUAUCCAUAACAUGGCUACAUUCUUCAGUGGGCUUGCAAUUGGAUUUAUCAACUGUUGGCAGAUUGCUCUCAUAACUCUAGCCACUGGCCCAUUUAUUGUUGCUGCAGGAGGAAUAUCAAAUAUAUUUCUCCACAGACUUGCUGAGAAUAUUCAAGAUGCUUAUGCUGAAGCAGCUAGCAUUGCUGAACAAGCGAUUUCAUACAUUAGGACCUUAUAUGCAUUCACAAAUGAGACAUUAGCAAAGUAUUCAUAUGCAGCCUCACUGCAAGCUACAUUGAGAUAUGGUAUACUUAUAAGUCUUGUGCAAGGACUGGGGCUUGGGUUCACAUACGGGCUUGCAAUUUGCUCAUGUGCCUUGCAACUUUACGUUGGAAGAGUUCUAGUUACACAUGGAAAGGCUCAUGGUGGAGAAAUAGUAACCGCUCUUUUUGCUGUUAUUUUAAGUGGCCUUGGGUUGAAUCAAGCAGCCACCAACUUCUAUUCAUUUGAGCAAGGAAGGAUUGCUGCAUAUAGACUUUUUGAGAUGAUUAGCCGUUCAUCCUCAACCGUUAAACAUGAUGGAAACGUUCUUGAUUCUGUACAAGGAAACAUCGAGUUCAGAAAUGUGUAUUUCAGUUAUCUCUCUCGUCCUGAAAUCCCGAUUUUAAGUGGUUUUUACCUCACUGUUCCUGCAAAGAAAACCGUUGCACUUGUUGGAAGAAAUGGAUCUGGUAAAAGUAGCAUUAUACCACUCAUGGAACGGUUUUAUGAUCCUACACUAGGGGAAGUUCUUUUGGAUGGAGAGAACAUCAAGAACCUGAAACUGGAAUGGCUAAGGAGCCAAAUAGGUUUAGUGACUCAAGAACCUGCUUUGCUAAGCUUGAGUAUUAGAGACAAUAUUGCGUACGGAAGAGAUGCUACUCUACUUCAAAUUGAAGAUGCAGCUAAGAUUGCGCAUGCACAUACUUUUAUUAGCUCACUUGAGAAAGGAUACGAUACACAGGUAGGGAGGGCUGGUUUAUCGUUAACAGAAGAGCAGAAAAUAAGACUUUCUGUUGCUAGGGCAGUACUAUCCAACCCGUCUAUCCUUCUUCUUGACGAGGUCACUGGUGGAUUGGACUUUGAAGCUGAAAAAUCUGUUCAGGAGGCUUUAGAUCUCCUCAUGUUAGGUCGUUCAACCAUCAUAAUCGCUAGACGGCUCUCUCUAAUUAGAAAUGCUGAUUUCAUAGCUGUGAUGGAGGAAGGUCAACUAAUGGAGAUUGGGACCCACGAUGAAUUGAUAGCUUCUGAUGGGUUGUAUGCAGAGCUUCUUAGAUGUGAAGAAGCAGCUAAACUCCCAAGAAGGAUGCCUGCGAGAACCUACGAUCCAGCAACUUUCCAAAUUGAAAAAGAUUCUUCUGCAAGUCACAGCUAUCAAGAAUCAUCAUCCCCAAAAUUUGCAAAAUCACCAUCACUUCAACGAGCUUCCAACCUACAUGCAUCAGCCCGGUCUCCCGACUCUGCUUAUAACUCGCAUGAAUCUCCAAGAAAUCCGAGCCCACCCGAAAGAACAUUUGAGAAUGGGUCCCACGUAGACGGACCCAACAAUCAACCAUCCAUAAAAAGACAAGAUAGUUUCGAGAUGAGACUUCCCGAGUUACCGAAAAUCGAUGUGGUUUCUAUUCAAAGACAAACAUCUCAUGAGUCGGAUCCCGAAUCACCCAUUUCACCGCUUCUAACAUCUGACCCGAAUAACGAGCGUUCACAUUCACAAACUUUUAGUCGACCUAAUUCUCACUUCGGUGACGAUCCGGUCAAAGUCAAAGAGGUGAAAGAAAAGCGGAAAGAGCCACCAAUGUGGAGGCUUGUAGAGCUUAGCUUUGCUGAAUGGCUUUAUGCUGUUCUCGGAAGUAUGGGUGCUGCAAUCUUCGGUUCUUUUAACCCGCUUCUUGCUUAUGUGAUUGCGUUAAUUGUGGCAGAAUAUUAUAAAAAGGAGAAUCAUAAACAUAUGAGACAUGAAGUGGAUAAAUGGUGCUUAAUCAUUGCCUGUAUGGGUGUUGUUACCGUUAUUGCAAACUUCUUGCAGCACUUUUAUUUUGGUAUUAUGGGGGAGAAAAUGACUGAGCGAGUUAGGAGAAUGAUGUUUUCCGCAAUGCUUCGUAAUGAAGUUGGAUGGUUUGAUGAAGAAGAAAACAGUGCUGAUACAUUAUCCAUGCGAUUAGCAAACGAUGCAACGUUUGUGAGAGCUGCCUUCAGCAACCGACUUUCUAUAUUUAUACAAGAUAGUACAGCUGUACUUGUGGCACUGCUGAUAGGGAUGCUUCUUCAGUGGCGUUUAGCACUUGUGGCUUUGGGCACACUUCCGGUUCUCACCGUUUCUGCCAUUGCUCAGAAACUUUGGCUAGCCGGAUUUUCAAAGGGAAUACAAGAAAUGCAUAGGAAAGCAUCAUUAGUCCUUGAAGACGCGGUUAGAAAUAUAUACACCGUUGUAUCGUUCUGUGCGGGAGACAAAGUAAUGGAGCUAUACAGAUUACAGUUACACAAGAUAUUCACAAAAAGCUUCUUGCACGGGAUGGCAAUUGGAUUUGCUUUCGGGUUUUCACAGUUUCUUUUAUUCGCCUGCAAUGCUCUUCUUCUAUGGUACACUGCCCUCACGUAUAAAAAUCGACAUGUGGAUCUCCCAACUGCUAUUAAAGAAUACAUGGUUUUCUCUUUCGCCACUUUUGCCCUAGUGGAGCCUUUCGGUUUAGCUCCAUACAUUCUCAAAAGACGAAAAUCGCUGAUUUCGGUUUUUGAAAUAAUCGAUCGUGUCCCGAAGAUUGAUCCAGAUGAUGUCACUGCUUUAAAGCCGCCAAAUGUUUACGGGAGUAUCGAGUUGAAGAAUGUUGACUUUUCCUACCCAACCCGUCCCGAGAUUCUUGUACUAAGCAAUUUCAGCCUUAAAGUCAAUGGUGGUCAAACCGUUGCAGUUGUUGGCGUUUCGGGAUCCGGGAAAAGCACGAUAAUCUCGUUGAUCGAGCGGUUUUAUGACCCGGUUGCUGGGCAGGUGAAUUUAGAUGGUCGGGAUUUGAAACUAUUCAAUUUGAGAUGGUUAAGGAAUCACCUCGGUGUUGUUCAACAAGAACCGAUAAUCUUCUCGACCACCAUUCGGGAAAAUAUAAUCUAUGCAAGACAUAAUGCAAGCGAAGCUGAAAUCAAAGAGGCCGCAAGAAUAGCAAAUGCUCACCAUUUUAUCAGUAACUUGCCUCAUGGGUAUGAAACCCAUGUAGGAAUGAGGGGUGUGGACUUGACCCCAGGUCAGAAGCAACGGAUUGCUAUAGCUAGGGUCGUGUUAAAAAACGCACCGAUCUUGUUAUUGGAUGAAGCGAGUUCAUCGAUCGAGUCGGAAUCAAGUCGGGUGGUUCAGGAGGCUCUCGAUACACUAAUAAUGGGGAACAAGACGACUAUUCUUAUAGCUCAUAGGGCUGCUAUGAUGAGACAUGUUGACAAUAUUGUUGUUCUUAACGGAGGUCGAAUUGUUGAGGAAGGGUCCCAUGAUUCAUUAAUGUCGAAAAACGGGUUGUAUGUACGGUUAAUGCAACCUCAUUUUGGAAAGGGUUUACGUCAACAUAGGCUUCUUUAGGUAUUUGGUGGCAGGUUGUGGCGGUGGCGGUUGGGGCAGCGGCAUGGUGAGGUUAAUGAGGCGAGAAAUAGGUUUGUAGAUUGCAUAUUCUUUUGGAGGCAAAGGAUUGAAUCUAAGCCUUCAUGAUAUAUUGUUUUGUUGAUUGUAGAAUGAUAGUUGGUAAUGUGUUCUUUUUUCAUUUUUGUUUGUUUGUUUGUUUGUUUUUCCCUUACUAUCUUGACCUUGUAGAUUUGUACAUGCUUUUGAUUUUGUAAAUACAAUUAAUUAAUUAAAGUA
Helianthus annuus (common sunflower) is the source of this 4849-nucleotide messenger RNA. RefSeq names its product ABC transporter B family member 6. NCBI's taxonomy places the organism in Eukaryota, Viridiplantae, Streptophyta, Magnoliopsida, Asterales, Asteraceae. Gene Ontology annotation, biological process: transmembrane transport. The record is from RefSeq and is a predicted model, not a curated record. Gene Ontology annotation, cellular component: membrane. The transcript is spliced from 11 exons. Gene Ontology annotation, molecular function: ATP binding; ATP hydrolysis activity; ABC-type transporter activity. Bases 377 to 4573 code for a protein of 1398 amino acids.